AUGAUGGCUACACACAGCGCGAGUGCGUCGUCAUUCUCUCAAUCGCUACCUCCUCGGAUAGAACCACAAUAUGUUAGAAUUGUUGGCGAUUCUGUGGGUGUCGUUAAUCUCACACCGGCCGCUCUACAAUGCCUUGCUGAUAAACUGACGCAAGUAUUGUCUCGUUGCUCACUCCUUGCCCAUAAAUUUACCGUACAUGGUCGACGAAGGACUAUGAAGGUGGAAGAUGUACAACAUGCCCUUCGAGAACUGAACAUUCCGAUGCCUAUAGGAGCUCUGACACGUUCGCAACCUUCUAUAAGGCAGCUUCGUAUGCCUGGAGGGGAGCAGCUCUAUGUACGGGAUGAUAUGGACGUUGAUGUUCAAUCCAUUGCGCAACCUCCACAAGCGAAAAUCCCAGUGAAGAGACAUAUUAGAGUUCAUUGGAUACGGGUCGAUAAUGAGGAAGAACCACCUCAGGAGAAAAAGGCGAAGAAAGCCAGUCAGGGAACCGGGAUGUCUUCUACUGAUCUGCCAGCUGCUUUAAGGAAAAGAGUCACUCUCCCCGCUGAACUUGCGGCACCAUCUGUUUCGUUCCGCAUAGCUGCUCAAGGAAUACCCAAAAAAGAGCAAAUAUUGGUCAAACCUUCGUUCCUGGAGCCGUUGUACGAACAGCAAAUUUACCUGAAGGAAAUUGUGGAGGCAUGUGUAGGUCAAGAUGAUCGGAAACGACAACAAGCCUUGCAAUCGCUAGAAAGGGAUACCGGCAUUCAAGAGCUAUUACCGCGGCUAUCGCGAUUGAUACACACCUCUGUGCGUUGCAAUAUAGUCCACCGUUGUCUUUCAAUGUUAAUUUAUGUUGUACGAAUGAUGAGAUCGAUUGCUGUAAAUAAAUCUGUGAAACUUGAUGGAGUGCUUCAUGAGUUCUUACCGUCUCUGAUGAGCUGCAUGUUGGGCAGAGUUUUGUGCACUCGACCUGAUUCUGACAAUCAUUGGGCACUGCGUGAUUUUGCUGGCAAGACUUUAAUCACUAUAAUAAAAGAUCAUGGAACUAAAGAGACUAGACGACGAUCGUUUCGUGCCGUCAAGCGGAUAUUCGACGAACCGUCGUCCAGUUACUCGAUGAUUUAUGGAACUAUUACAACUCUUCUAGAGUUCGCAUCACCGGUAGAGCUUAUCCGUUUGCAUCCUCGAAUUAUGGUAUUGCUUGAACGAACUCGUACUGCGGCGGCAACUAGUGCUGAUCAGCAGGAACGAAUCGAAGCUCACAAACUUCAUGCCGCUCUCACGAAGCAUGAGCCAGCGUUGCGUCGAUUGAUCAAGCAAGCGGCACAGGCGUCAAGAAAGGACCAUUCAAAGGGUUAUGUCUGA
Cooperia oncophora is the source of this 1350-nucleotide messenger RNA. Lineage: Eukaryota; Metazoa; Nematoda; Chromadorea; Rhabditida; Trichostrongylidae. The record is from the annotation of a GenBank genome assembly.